Messenger RNA from Rhodotorula toruloides NP11, 1359 nucleotides. Its product is annotated as WD repeat domain phosphoinositide-interacting protein. Gene Ontology annotation, molecular function: phosphatidylinositol-3,5-bisphosphate binding; phosphatidylinositol-3-phosphate binding; protein binding. NCBI's taxonomy places the organism in Eukaryota, Fungi, Basidiomycota, Microbotryomycetes, Sporidiobolales, Sporidiobolaceae. The coding region runs from base 1 to 1359 and encodes 452 amino acids. Gene Ontology annotation, cellular component: phagophore assembly site membrane; extrinsic component of membrane; cytosol. Gene Ontology annotation, biological process: autophagy of mitochondrion; nucleophagy; protein localization to phagophore assembly site. The record is from RefSeq and is a predicted model, not a curated record. The transcript has 8 exons.
AUGAGCUCUCGCAGCGCGGCGCGCGGCGGCAUCCGCAGCAACCCCGACCUUCUGAGCGUCAGCUUCAACCAGGAUUCGACAUGCAUCGCAACGGGGACUCGGAAGGGAUACACGAUCACCAAUUGCGAUCCGUUCGGCAAGGUCUAUGGGCGGAGCGACGGCGCGACUUCGAUCGUCGAAAUGCUGUUCUGCACAUCGCUCGUCGCACUUGUGGGAGCAGGAGACCGACCAGCAUCGAGUACACGCCGGCUACAGAUCGUCAACACCAAGCGACAAUCGACCAUCUGCGAGCUCACCUUCCCUACCACGAUCCUCGCCGUCAAGCUGAACCGAAGACGGCUCGUCGUCGUGCUUGAAGAGCGAAUCUAUGUCUACGACAUCAGCAACAUGAAGCUCCUGCACGAGAUCGAGACGAGCCCGAAUCCCAACGCCAUUUGUGCCCUCGCUCCCUCGUCCGAAAACAGCUACCUGGCCUACCCCUCGCCUCUCCCUUCACCCGCCACACCCUUCUCCGGCGCACCUCCCUCUCCCUCGGCCGGCGCGGCAGCCAACUCGUCCGGCGACGUCCUGCUCUUUGACGCCGUCUCGCUCUCGGUGACCAACAUCAUCCAGGCGCACAAGUCGCCCGUCGCGUUCGUCGCGCUCAACGCGACCGGCACGCUCCUCGCGACCGCCUCAGACAAAGGCACUGUUAUUCGCGUCUUCUCCCUCCCGAACGGCGACAAGGUGCACGAGUUCCGGCGGGGCAGCUACCCGGCCAAGAUCUACAGCAUCUCGUUCAAUGCCGCGUCGACGCUGCUGUGCGUCAGCUCGGAUACCGAGACGGUGCACAUCUUCAAGCUCAUCUCGGGCUCGAAGGGCGGGAAGAGUGGAUCGCAGGGCGCGAGUGGGCGAGGGGCGAGCGGGCCGGAUUGGGAGGAGCACGACAGGUUCGGCAGCGGGAACGGGCGGAAUGGCGGGAUGAUUGGCGGCGGCGAGCAGGGCGGUGCGGGAGCGUACGAUGCGCUUAUCGACAGCAAGCGAAAUGCGAACCAGGGCGUUGGUGGCACCCUCCGGCGCAAGUCGCUUUCGUUCGGCCGCGGCAUCGCAGGCUCGGUCGGCGGGCUCCUCCCUGGCGCCGUCACCGGCAUCUGGGACCCUCAGCGCGACUUUGCGUACCUCAAGAUCCCUACCUCGGGCGUCAAGAGUGUCGUCGCGCUGUCUGGCUCCUCGCCGCAAGUCAUGGUCGUCACGAGCGAAGGCGUCUUCUACUCGUACGCUAUCGACCUCGAGAACGGCGGCGAGUGCAUCCUCCAGAAGAGCUUCUCGCUGCUCGACGGGAUCGGGGACGAGUCGAACGGCUCACCCAUUGGCGACUGA